Messenger RNA from Magnolia sinica, 1201 nucleotides. RefSeq names its product LOB domain-containing protein 20. The record is from RefSeq and is a predicted model, not a curated record. Gene Ontology annotation, cellular component: nucleus. Gene Ontology annotation, biological process: hormone-mediated signaling pathway; positive regulation of DNA-templated transcription. The transcript is spliced from 2 exons. Lineage: Eukaryota; Viridiplantae; Streptophyta; Magnoliopsida; Magnoliales; Magnoliaceae. Bases 117 to 854 code for a protein of 245 amino acids.
CCUCGCCAACCCUUCACGAGACUAACGUGCACACUACUCUUCAUAACACCCCUUUCCCGCCACCACCCUCCCCAUUUGCUGAUCCCCACACGCUCAACACCUAUCUGCCCGUCGAUAUGGACUCGCAUGGCGAUGAAACGUCCGAGAAGACGUGGGACCCACGUCAAGGGCCCACUAAGAAUGGGCUCCAUGUGGACACCAGUGGUAAGCGUGCGGCACGGCCCAGAGACGAGCCAGGCGGUGCGGGCCCACCACCAACGGUGGGGAGUGUGCCAUGUGGUGCGUGUAAGUUCUUACGACGUAAGUGCAUUAGUGGGUGCAUCUUUGCGCCUCACUUUGGGUCGGAUCAGGGUGCAGCCCGGUUUGCAGCAGUGCACAAGGUAUUCGGUGCUAGCAAUGUUUCCAAGCUAUUACUGCACAUACCGGCCAACCGACGGCACGAUACGGUCGUUACCAUAUCUUAUGAGGCACAGGCGCGGCUUUCUGACCCUGUUUAUGGAUGUGUCUCCACCAUACUUGCCCUACAACAACAGGUGAUGUCAUUGCAAACGGAGCUCUCGAUCGUGCAGACGCAACUGAUAAACAGCAGGUUUAUGGUUGCAAACGCAUUACAAAGUUCUCAGCAGCAACACAUUGCAGUGUUGCAACCGGCGUAUUCGAACAACUCCUCGGCGUCGACUAACCUUAACAAUCUAAGCAACUUCCCCUCAAAUUUUGACAUUGUCGAAGCAGUGCCAUCUUCCCGAAGCUUUGAUCCGCUGCAACUCUCUCGGCCAUCUCAGGAAGAGGAUGACGACGAGGAAGAAAGCCAGAACCCCGUUGUUUUCGUGGAAGAGAUCCUUCAGAGAAAAUAGAUAUUUCCUCAUGAUAUUGUUUCACUGGUUUAAGGAAACUGACCUUCCAUACAUAUGCCAUUUUAUAUUAAGAAAACUCAUUUGUAAUGUUCUAUGUUUCUACGUAGAUAUUAUUUAUCUUGUGGGCCCUCCAUGAUCAGUGGAUGUGGUCGUUGAAAUGCCUGGAUGAAAGUAUGAUCGGACAUCAUUUCAGCAUUAACCUUUCUUGUUGUUGGUUUAUUUUGUCACUCUUGACUUGUCAUGAGCAGAACAGGAUCUCUGUUCUCUUAGAAGCGUGGACCUCAUGUAACCAUCACAUGAGGUUGAGCUGUGUGGGUCCCAUGUGGUGUGUGUUGGACAUCCUGACG